This is a messenger RNA of Brassica oleracea var. oleracea, 690 nucleotides long. RefSeq lists its product as uncharacterized. The transcript has a single exon. The record is from RefSeq and is a predicted model, not a curated record. Lineage: Eukaryota; Viridiplantae; Streptophyta; Magnoliopsida; Brassicales; Brassicaceae. Bases 1 to 690 code for a protein of 229 amino acids.
AUGUGGGGAAAGGGAAAAAGAUUGGAGAUUCACAACAAUCCUCUGAACCAUUCUACCUUAGUGAGAAUCCCAAGUGAGUACUUGAGGCAGAAGAUACUGGAGAAGAACAUUUGGUAUGUGGGAGACUCCAUGUUUCAUACAGCCCAAUGGUCUUCUGCUCACUCAAAGCUGACUCCUCCACUUAAAGCUAUCCAAAUAUGGGCUCACUUCACAGAUAUCCCACUUGACCUGAGGCAUGAAGAAGGUUACAGUUUAGCAGGAGGUCUCGUUGGAGAACCGAAAGAGGUAGAUGAGUUCACCAAAAACCUUGUAAGCCUCCCCAUGUCGCAUAUCAAGGUCGAGGUGGACCUCACUGUUUCCCUUCCAACUGUUGUGGAGUCCGAGAGAGAAAAUGGAGAAGUAGUUGAGUUAGCAGUUACUUACCCUUGGGUUCCCCUAACAUGCUCCCAUUGCCAUGAAUUGGGUCAUAUAGUACGGAACUGCUUGCUCUACACUCCUCCACUAGGUAAAACUUCAUCUGUCCAGAAACGGAUUUAUGUUUCAAAAAACCCUGCAAAGACACCUGCAAAGACAAAAAAGAACUCUCAUCAGACUCCCAAAGCCACUGGUGAAACCUCAACUAAACAGAAACUGAAUGAUAUUGAAACUACCCCCUCAAAAACCUCUACCCCCUCAAACACUGCCCCCUAA